UCUUUUCGCUCUUCUCCGCCCGUCGCGUUUUGGCCCGUUUCCCCUCUCCAUAUCCUCUGGCUGCCAACCCGCGACUUGCCACCUCGCGCGCACGCAUCGGCCGCCAUGGAGGGCAAUGGACGUGCCUCGGGCACGGUGAUGGGGUUGAGAUUAGAAGAACGGCCGAAAGUUAACGGGAUGAGGCUAAAGAGGGAGGACACGAGCGAUUCGGUCAUCCCAAACGGCAUCAAAAUCGACUCCCCAGCAUCCAGUAUGUCGCUCGACGAUUCAAAAGCCACCCCAGAGAGUGCAUCGACUCCUGAGAACGGGACGAUGCCGAAGCUAUCGCGUAAAAUGUCUCAAAAACUACCACAGUCGCCCCCCGUUCUUUUCGGCGAUUUACCAGACUCGACCGAGGAUGCGUGCAGGACAUUCCAGGUAAUCAGCGAUUGCCUGUACGGUUCGCGGAACAUGGGUUCAUCGGACCAUGAUGCGCUGGAUUGCGAUUGUGCCGAAGAUUGGCAUCACGACCAAAACCACGCCUGUGGUGAAGACUCGGACUGCAUCAACCGAGCCACCAAAAUCGAGUGCGUAGACGGCGACUGCAAUUGUGGAGAGGGCUGCCAGAACCAGCGGUUCCAACGCAAGCAGUAUGCGAAGGUCUCGGUCAUCAAGACCGAGAAGAAGGGCUUCGGCCUGCGGGCAGACACUGACCUGCAGCCUAAUGACUUCGUGUUUGAAUAUAUCGGCGAGGUCAUCAAUGAACCCACCUUCCGCAGCCGGAUGCUCAAGUACGACAACGAGGGCAUCAAGCACUUCUAUUUUAUGUCGCUCACCAAGAGCGAAUUCGUCGAUGCCACCAAAAAGGGAAACCUCGGCAGGUUUUGCAACCAUUCCUGCAACCCAAAUUGCUAUGUGGACAAGUGGGUGGUUGGUGAGAAGCUGCGCAUGGGCAUUUUUGCGGCGCGCAGGAUCCGAGCUGGUGAGGAGCUGGUGUUUAACUACAACGUCGACCGCUAUGGCGCCGAUCCACAGCCCUGCUACUGCGGUGAGCCUAACUGCGUUGGCUUCAUCGGCGGCAAGACGCAGACGGAACGUGCCACGAAGCUGCCCCUCGCGACAAUCGAGGCCCUCGGCAUCGAUUAUGGCGACAGUUGGGACACGGCCGUCGCCAAGAAACCCCGCAAGAAGAAGGCCCAGGAGGACGACGAGGAAUACGUCAACAGCCUCCAGCCCCGUGCCCUUGACCAGGACGGUGUCAACAAGGUCAUGGCCUCUCUAAUGCAAUGCAAGGAAAAGUGGAUCGCGGUCAAACUUCUUUCCCGUCUCCAGGCCACCGAGGAUGAGCAUGUUCGCCAUAGGGUGGUGAGAAUGCACGGUUACCAAAUCCUCAAGACCACUUUGAACACGUUCAGGGAAGACACGAACGUCGUUUUGCAAAUUCUCGAUAUCCUAUACCAACUACCACGUAUCACGAAGAACAAGAUUUCGGAUUCCAAUAUCGAGUCAGCGGUGCAGCCACUGACAUCGUCCUCGCACGACGAAAUCGCCUCGGCUGCUAAGCGGCUGCUCGAGGAAUGGGGUAAACUGGAGACGGCGUAUCGAAUCCCCCGGAAGAAGCACGAUCGCAUGGCGCCCGUCGCUGCCAAUACGUUCGAGGAGGAGCGUCGCAACAAGGACCGUGAAGAGCCGACAAAGCCGGUGGAUCCCUUUGCCAAUGUCGUGAUUCCGACCGGUCCCCGCAGCAACGUCCCUCAGAGAAAUACCAGUUACAAUGGACAGCGCCCACGGAAAGUGCCCCCAUCCAACCUGCCAGAUGGUUGGUUUGUCGCCACGGACAACACAGGGAAGUACUACUUUUACAAUGUGAAUGGCGAGAGGCAGUGGCAGCGUCCCUCAGCACCUGCAGUGAAGAUUUCUAAGGUUUCCGAAAAGGCACAGCAAGAUCAGAAGACUCUACAGAAUAUCAUUGACAGUUUAACAAAGGAGCCGACGCCUCGGCAUUCAGCAAGUCAUACACCGCAACGGUCUAGCACGCCCGCGGCCGAGCCAAACAAGGAAAAGUGGCGUUCUCUGCCGAUCGAGAAGCAGAUGAAGAUCUACGAGAACACACUCUUCCCGCAUGUGAAGCAUGUGGUGGACAAGUUCCACGGAAAGCUCCCCAAGGAGGACCUGAAGAAGUUCGCACGGGAAGUGAAUAAGAAGCUGGUCUCCUCAGACUAUAAGAAUCAUCGGGUCGAGGACCCGACGUCCAUCUCGUCCAAGCAGGCGAAGAAGGUCCGCACGUACGCCCAGGAUUUCUUUGAACGCGCCUUGGUGAAAUACACCGAGUAUCAAAAAAAGAAGGCCCAAAGAGCUGGGCAGUCAGUCCCUGGGCCGUCAUCACAGCCAGAUGGAGGAGCCACAAGCUCAGUUGCGAGCCCUAUCAAGGCCAACGACGCUAUGUCUGAUGUGGCAGAGAGCAGCCCAAGCAGCUCCGGAGGACGCAAGCGUAAGCGCGGUGACGAGGAUCACCUUGAGUCGCCCAAGGACGGCGUCCCGCCUUCCGAGACGCCGUCACUUAAGCGGGUUAAGGAAGACGAGGCCGACGGCGAGGGUGAUCCCGCGUCUGUCCCAACCCCACCGACCCCGCCGCCGCCUCCGUCGGCAGACAGCCCGCCGACCGAGGAGGAGCGUUCGAUGCGCGAACAGGAGGAAGCCCUCAUGCGCGAGAACGAAGAGGCUCAACGAGCGGAGGAUGAAGCGCAGGCACAGGAAGAAAGGAAGCUUCAGAAUGGCGCGGCCGUGGUGGUGAAUGGCUCAGCCGGGACUGAGAGCGCCGAGAUGGAUAUGGUUAUUGACGGGCCACGGCAAGCGGCGCAGCAGCGGCCGGUGUUGAGUCACUGAAACUGGGGUGGCUGAUCCAGACGGCAUGGACGCCCGAGCGUACAUACCAUCAUCAUUCGUACAUUGGCCGUUCUGCCUCCAUCGGGGCAGAGACGUCGGGCUUAGGAGAAGACAUGCUGUCUGUCUACCUUGGACCAAAGCAUGAGGCUUCGAUACCCGCAUAUCUAUAGGCUGGUUCCGCCUUCGAGGCUUUGCUCUUUUGCGAUUUUGCGAUGGCAA
This is a messenger RNA of Chaetomium strumarium, 3084 nucleotides long. Its product is annotated as methyltransferase-like protein. The record is from RefSeq and is a predicted model, not a curated record. NCBI's taxonomy places the organism in Eukaryota, Fungi, Ascomycota, Sordariomycetes, Sordariales, Chaetomiaceae. Gene Ontology annotation, cellular component: nucleus; chromosome. The transcript is spliced from 3 exons. Gene Ontology annotation, biological process: regulation of DNA-templated transcription. Gene Ontology annotation, molecular function: protein binding; histone H3K36 methyltransferase activity. The coding region runs from base 106 to 2865 and encodes 919 amino acids.